CAACGGUCGUGAACAUAACAGCGCUGCCACACAACAUUAAACUAGUUUCGCACGUGUUCCAAACUAAGUUGGUGAUUUUGUUUAAUUUUACAAUAGUGUUUAACAAUUUAUAGCCGCCAUGCAGCACGACGAUGUUGUUUGGAGCAUCAUAAACAAGUCCUUUUGCUCGCACAAAGUCAAGACCGACACACGUACCUUCUGCCGGCAUGAGUAUAAUCUCACGGGUCUGUGCACCCGGAGAACAUGUCCAUUGGCCAAUUCACAAUAUGCUACCGUUCGUGAGGAGAAGGGUAUCAUAUAUUUGUUUAUCAAGACGGCGGAGCGAUCACACAUGCCCAGUAAAUUAUGGGAACGGAUCAAGUUGUCGCGGAACUUCGAGAAGGCCAUCGAGCAGAUCAACGAGAAUCUAGUCUUUUGGCCAAAAUACAUGAUUGCCAAGAAUAAACAGCGUUUCCUUAAGAUCACUCAAUAUCUGAUGCGAAUGCGAAGAUUGAAGUUGCGCCGUCAAAAGCUCAUUGUCCCGCUGUCCACGAAGAUCGAAAGACGAGAGGCGCGGCGCGAGGAGAAGGCCUUGGUGGCGGCCAAGAUCGAUAAUCAUAUUGAGAAGGCUCUUAUGGAUCGUCUUAAGCAUGGUACUUAUAAGGACAUCUACAACUUCUCACAGACUGCUUUCAAUAAGGCUCUGGAGGCGGAACGUGUGGACGAGGAUGAGGAAGAAGAGGAGGAGGAGGAUGAGCUCGAGCGGGAAAUGGAAGUGGACAACGAGGAUUCCCGUGAGAUUAUCGAAAUGCAAAAGGAUCUGCUCGACGAGGAGUUCGUGGAGGCCGACACAGAUGAUGAUGAGGAUGAUGACGAUGAGGAGGACUAUGACAGUGAUUCUGGAAGGCGGGAGGAAGUCGAAGUGGGCAGCGAUUUCGAGGAAUCCGAUGAGGACGGCACCGAUCCGGAUAAUGAGGAUAUUGAGGACAUUAAAUUGGCUGGCAAGGCAGCCACGAGCAAAUCGAAGAAGGAGAAGAAAUCUCCGGCGUCCAGUCGCCGUAGCCGAUCGAAACCCAAUCUGGAGCUGGAGUACGAGUAUGAGGUGGAGAAUGAGGCACAAAGGCAGAUGCGCCAUUAGCCAGGUCUACACUAUAUCCCUUCCUUUUCCCUCUCCCCCACUAAGCUAAGUUAGAGCUUAUUCUUAAGCCAAACAAAAUGUGUGUAAAGCCUUUUAAGAAUAGUAUUUUAUAAAAAGAAACAAAAACACAAAAAACCUAAAGAUUCUAUAUGUGUGUGCUUCGCGUUUGUUCCCAAAAAUGGAACGAUGCAUCCGAAUCCCAUACGAUGUGCAUCUGUCUCGCUCGCUUUGCUUUUCGACCAAAAAACGUGCUAACUGACAUUGAAAGUGCGUGAGUUCGUCGGGGGUUAAGAGACCCACUGGGGUGUUAAGCGACGUUGCAAUGCAAUAUAAAAAACCAGUUUAGCAAAAAUAUUCUAUAAAAUCUGUAAACUAUUUCUGUCAGAAUUAUAGUUAUUUGCAUACCCUGGAAAAUGUCUGAAGUUGCUGGGUAAAUUGCCAAAAUGUUUGAUUUCAGUUAGGCAAAUUUUAUAAUAAUCACAUAUUUUUUUUAUAAACUUACUCUU
Drosophila eugracilis is the source of this 1623-nucleotide messenger RNA. It is a transcript of the gene Rbm13, whose product is annotated as protein MAK16 homolog. Gene Ontology annotation, biological process: maturation of LSU-rRNA; maturation of 5.8S rRNA. Bases 119 to 1117 code for a protein of 332 amino acids. The record is from RefSeq and is a predicted model, not a curated record. NCBI's taxonomy places the organism in Eukaryota, Metazoa, Arthropoda, Insecta, Diptera, Drosophilidae. The transcript has 4 exons. Gene Ontology annotation, cellular component: nucleolus; preribosome, large subunit precursor.